Molecule: messenger RNA, 120 nt
Organism: Saccharomyces cerevisiae S288C
Lineage: Eukaryota; Fungi; Ascomycota; Saccharomycetes; Saccharomycetales; Saccharomycetaceae
Gene: TYC1
Product: Tyc1p
Exons: 1
Coding region: 1-120 (39 amino acids)
Source: RefSeq, marked reviewed
AUGAAAGUGCUAGAUGAUUGGUUUUCAAGGAAGUUCUCAAAAGCUGUACACGGAAACAAUCACGGCACCAUUUCCUUGUCAACUCUGUCUUAUAUCAGAGUCCAUAAACUAGUAAAAUGA